Molecule: messenger RNA, 2033 nt
Organism: Scatophagus argus
Lineage: Eukaryota; Metazoa; Chordata; Actinopteri; Scatophagidae
Product: SPRY domain-containing SOCS box protein 3-like
Exons: 7
Coding region: 112-1431 (439 amino acids)
Biological process (GO): proteasome-mediated ubiquitin-dependent protein catabolic process
Cellular component (GO): SCF ubiquitin ligase complex
Molecular function (GO): protein binding
Source: RefSeq, a predicted model, not a curated record
ACACGACAAGGGCGUGGAGAAGCAAUGUUUACGUCCAGCUUGCUCAGAAGUGGGACAUAGUGCAAACUGCACCUGUUACACGGUCCGAUAUAGAGGCACACUGGCAUUCAAAUGAGCCACUGCAAGACAGCAUAUAGGAAGACCACUGUAAGAGCUGCCAUGCUGAGAAGAGGCAGGAACGGCCGGGCUCGGCAUUUGGCUUGGAGUGAAACACGGCAGGAGACAGAUGCCAUGGCAGUGAUCCAGACAUCGGAUGGGGAGGAAUGGGAAGGCCAGACAAUGACACAGAUGAGCGACCUGGAGUCUGAGGUGGAUUACCUGCAGAGUUCACAGACGGUAUCUGAGGUGGUGGCCUUGCCCAGCACGGUGCCAGUGAUAGGGGAGUCUUUCUGCAUGUGCGACCAACAGGAGGAGCUCAGCCCAGGCCUUGGUGUCUCUAGUGACUGCCUCUGUGGGGAGGAGGAUCAGGGCUUUGACUGGGAGUGGGACAAACACUUUAAAUCUUCCGGCGCCUUCCUCAGCUGUGACAACAGGAAGGUGAGCUUUCACUCCGACUACAGCUGUGGCACAGCCGCCAUCCGCGGCACAAAGGAGCUCACAGAUGGCCAACACUUCUGGGAAGUGAAGAUGACCUCUCCUGUCUAUGGAACUGAUAUGAUGGUGGGAAUUGGAACUUCAGAGGUGAACCUGGAGAAGUUCAAAUACAGCUUUGGCAGCCUGCUGGGUCACGAUGAGGACAGCUGGGGGCUCUCCUACACAGGUCACCUCCAGCACAAAGGGGACAAAGUGAAGUUCUCCUCUCGGUUUGGCCAGGGCUCCAUCAUAGGAGUGCACCUGGACACCUGGCACGGCACCCUGACUUUCUACAAGAAUCGGCACUGCAUAGGCGUUGCUGCCACUAGGCUGCAGAACAAGAAGUUGUACCCCAUGGUAUGCUCCACAGCAGCCAAAAGCAGUAUGAAGGUGAUCCGUGCCUGCUAUACACCCACUUCCCUGCAGUACCUUUGCUGUGCCCGGCUCCGCCAAAUGUUGCCCUGCUGCCCUGAUGUGCUUAACACUGUGGACCUGCCCCCAGGCCUGCGCACCGUCCUUCACAAUCAGCUGGGCUGGGUGUUCACCCUCACCAGCAGCCCUGAAGUCUCAGAGCAGCAAAGGGACUCCCCUGAGGAUUUUCACGAGGAGAUGAGCCUGCCUGCGAGUCGUAGCCCCAGCCCCAUCCCGAGCCCAGUAUCCACCCUGAGUGCCUGCGCCUCCCCAAGCCCCUGCACCAGUCCACUUCCUGACACAAUCCCACACCAGUGCUCCUGUCAAAUGUCACCUCAAACUCAAGCCUACACUUGCCAAUGCCCUCCAACCCCUCCCAGCAGCGACUAUGACAGCUGCUGCUCCGAGCCAGAGGAUUAUCAGUGCAAAAGAUGCCGCUGGACAUGACUCAGCAGUCAUAGCGUAUUUGUAAGUGUUUGGCACACAGCUAUAUCAUUCUACCAUUGCCAUCAGCAUCUCCUGUUGUGAAUCAGACAUUGGAUUAAUCUCACUUUUCAGCUAGUAUUUGUUCAUCAGUCAACAUUUGGGGUGGAUUGUUGCUUCACUUUAUUUAGCAAGUUUUUGACCUUCAAACGACUUUGUCAAUAAACUGGGAGAAAGGAGUGACUAUGUAGUGAGUGAGACUAAGUAACUGAGAUGUUUGAGUGACAUUUGGGUCAUUUAUUGGCAUUUUAACCAGUUUCGAUCAUGGGGCUAACGAGAUUUUCAUUUUUGUGUUUCAUUUUUUAAAAUAUGCCAGUCAUCAUCUUUGGAGGGCCUCAUGUUUGCCACAUUAGACUUUGACAAAAACUUAUGCACGCUAUUAUUCUCAGGGACAGACUCUGGGCCAAGGGGGUUGCUUUUUCAAACUGUGGAAAUGAAUUUUUGUAUGCUGAAAUGUGUGUUUUGUAAUAAGCGUAUUGGCUUGAAUAUCACCGGUGGUUGUAUUCUUGCUUACAAAAUGAUUUGUUUUUCUAUUUACAGUCAUGCGUUGUUUUUGAACUUUCUUA